GGUGUGUGCAAGGGGGAAGAGCCCGCUGGUGGUGCGUCGCGCGUUUUCCCGCCUAAAUCUUUCACCGACAGAAGUGAAGUGAAGCAGGUCCGAACGUGGGAGCAGCGGAGAGACUGGCUUGCGACGCAAUAUUGGUAGACUGGUGUGUGGUCUCUGAAGAAGGAAGUUGCCUUUGUUUUGUUUUCGCUCGAAAGCCUCAAACAAUCCCCCUUGUUUUUGUUUUUUGAUGGCUCAGCAGUUUCAGGUGCUGAGAUGCUGUUCCUGUAAUAUCUUCCAAGUGCACCAGGUUAAAAAAGGCAAAAAAUGGAAUUGCAAAAUAUGUGAUGAAAAGCAGUCAAUUCUAAAGGUUUUCGGCCAGGGCUCUGGGGUUGAUUGCAGACGCCAUGUGCAGAAGCUAAACUUGCUGCAAGGAGAACAGGAUCACACACCUGUAAGCAAACUUGGGUGUAAAGAAGAAUCAGGACCAAUAGUUGAUGAGAAUAUGGCUGUUAACAUCAAAGAAAAAACAGACUGGGAGGAUAGGAGACACUUAGCCAUGGUUAAUGUAAAAAGCUGCAAAGAUGAUUUAUGUGACAGUACAAUUCCUGUGACUGAAGACCAUGUGCUACAAAGAAGUAAUCAACAGCCAGAAUCAAAAGUAACUGGACUUUCAAAAUGGAAUAAAUUCCUUUUAUCUGACAAGAGUUAUAAUAUUGACAAGACAGGUGGAAGGCAAAGGACAUCAGACAAAACACAUCCUGCAGGCACAAGUGAUGAAAGAGCCAGCACUUCUAGUGCUGGGUGUGGUAACUGGAAUCUCAAACCACAACACAAUGUAUUAACCUGCUGUGAGAGAGCAAAAGAUUCUGAUCACCUUGGGACAAGCAGCAAAUACUCUGCAGGUUUGGCUACUUGUCAAGAUAAGGCACAACCUGCAGAAUUUACCACUACUUCAGGGUCUUGCGCUCCCGUUAAAUCAAACCUUUAUGGAAGUCUUUUUUACACAGGGGAGGAUUUUGAUGAUGAUAUUUAAGGCUCUACAGUGAGAUUUGCUGAUUUUUUUCCACUGAGAUGGUUUAAAAUAAUAGCAAUAUGGCCUGUGUUUAAAAUCAGACAUUUCAAUGUUGAAUAAUAAAGUGGAUUAUAUUCCAGUCAUACUAUUUUAGGCAUGGCACAAAAAGGCUUUAAUUAUCAGUAGAGCUAUGCUGUAUUGUUAAUGGGACCAUUAUAAAGAAGCAUGGAAAGCAAAGGCUUUUUACAAAAAUCAAAUGUUUGAACAAUUGAUAGCUUAUAAAAGCUAAUAUUAUUACUGGUACCUAUUUUAAUAAAUUGAUAUACCUCUAAUUAAACAAACUUGUUAUAAAUUCAAUAAAGAAGCACUAAAAUAAAAUGUCUAACAAUCA
This is a messenger RNA of Thamnophis elegans (Western terrestrial garter snake), 1382 nucleotides long. It is a transcript of the gene MRNIP, whose product is annotated as MRN complex interacting protein. Gene Ontology annotation, biological process: mitotic G2 DNA damage checkpoint signaling. The record is from RefSeq and is a predicted model, not a curated record. Gene Ontology annotation, molecular function: chromatin binding. Gene Ontology annotation, cellular component: nucleus. Lineage: Eukaryota; Metazoa; Chordata; Lepidosauria; Squamata; Natricidae. Bases 227 to 1012 code for a protein of 261 amino acids. The transcript is spliced from 5 exons.